Messenger RNA from Racocetra persica, 203 nucleotides. Lineage: Eukaryota; Fungi; Glomeromycota; Glomeromycetes; Diversisporales; Gigasporaceae. The record is from the annotation of a GenBank genome assembly.
CUUAUUGUGAAGAAUUUGAAAUGCUUGCUGCUUUAAAUACGUAUAAGGUUUUGUUUUUUGAACAUAUUAGUUAUAUUGUUGUAGAAGACAAUGAUGAGUUUUUAGCAGAGGAUAAUAAAGCCAAUUGUCAUAUUAAGGUUCGAGCUAGAGAUGUAGUGAAGUUAAAAGAAAUUAGCGAUCCUGACAAUAUCUCAUUUGCAUUG